Sarcophilus harrisii (Tasmanian devil) is the source of this 905-nucleotide messenger RNA. RefSeq names its product selenoprotein K (gene SELENOK). Gene Ontology annotation, biological process: calcium ion transport; endoplasmic reticulum calcium ion homeostasis. The transcript is spliced from 5 exons. Gene Ontology annotation, cellular component: Golgi apparatus; endoplasmic reticulum membrane. Lineage: Eukaryota; Metazoa; Chordata; Mammalia; Dasyuromorphia; Dasyuridae. The record is from RefSeq and is a predicted model, not a curated record.
CCCGCCCCGUGACGGCGGCAGUGCCGGGGACAGAGGAGGCGGGCCGCCGACGCGGCCACGGAAGCCGGGAGGAGACCACCGGAGGCGGCGGCGGCGGCGCACGGAGGGCGGGGGGGCAGCAGCAGCGCCAUGGUCUACAUCUCGAACGGACAAGUUUUAGACAGCCGGAAUCGGUCACUAUGGAGUUUAUCAUUCAUAACAGAUCUCUUUUGGGGAAUCGCUGACUUUGUGAUUAUGUUUUUCAAAAGCCUGCUUCAGCAAGAUGUAAAAAGAAGAGGCUAUGUGGGUACAUCUGAUUCCCGGUACGAUGAUGGAAGAGGGCCUCCGGGAAAUCCUCGCCGCAGAAUGGGCCGGAUAAAUCACAUGAAAGGCCCUAGUCCUCCUCCUAUGGCCGGUGGAUGAGGAAGGUAAAUGCCUGCUCUUGAGAAGCAGGCAAGAAGACACAGCCUCCCUUGGACUAAGGGAAAAAUUAUCAAGUGUUGACCUUGGAGCAAUGGAGGAGCUCUGUGUCUGAAGGAAGAUUGAUUGCUCUGUGUCUACACAGAUUAAUGAUGUUGUGCUGGGAACUCCCCCCGAGGGGAUCCAGUGUAACUGAUUGCAACUGUAUAAAUGCACAUGUUCACUAUCUCUCAUUUUGUAUAGUUUGUGAAAAGCCUAAUGUGGUCCUAAUAGUAAAUAUUUUCCGCUUGCAAAGUAUUGACUUUAUUCAGCCUUGUUUGAUAAUGUAUCAGUCCCCUGAGUUUGAGGGGCAAACCAUCACUACAAAGACAUUAAGUUUAUUUUUAAAGUUCAGGAAAGUCUUAAUUGUACCGUGGAUGGUCAUUAUUCUUUUUCUUAAAUAUGUUGCAUUGUUUGCUUUAGUUUAUAAAUAAAUCACAUGGCACUUUUCAGUUUCCUAGGUAAUA